UAAUACUUCCUAAAUAUCUCUAUGCAAGAUAAAAAUUUACAUAAACACACGUACAUCUGUACAUUUGUACAUGUAUGUGUAUAUCAUAUAUAGACCUAAGUUAGAAAAGAAUUGGAAUUGUUUAAUUUUAACCACUAAUAUAUGAAAUAUAUAGCAUACAAGUUUUACUAUUCUGUGAAAUAGUAUGUUUCCUUUGAGAAUAAACCAAAUGCAUCAUUUUAUUUUUCUCAUGAGUCAUUUUGUUUAAAAUAGCAAGGAAUUCUCCAAGAGGCUUGGCAACCUCAUGCCUGCCCCAUUUCUUAACAUAUGUGUUUGGGUAUAUACAGCCUAUAUAUGCUGUUGUAUUUUAGGCUUCAUUUUCGAUGGUUGUGAAAAUCAGCCAAUAGAUUUUGGAUAUUGUUUUCUUAAACUUCAUUAAAAUUUAAACUUAGAAAAUCUUAACUGGGAAAAAUAUCUACAAUUAUGUUUUUUCCUUUUUUCCUUAAAUGUGGUGAUUAAAAAGGAGGCUGAUGGAAAACUCAAGUUUAAGAUAAAGCAUAGAUUAAAUCUCUUCCUCAUCCCCACAAAACAAACCCCUAAUGUCCCACUUUUCUAUUUAGUGCUUUUGACUGUUAUAUCUCGGGACUCUAUUAGAUUUGUCAUAGCUUAUAGUGUCUUCCCAUAUAUUAUCCCAUUGUAAAUAUGUAGGAAUCCAAAAAGUAGCAUGAGUUUUAAUUUUCUUUUAACCCUUUCUAAAUUCAUUUUGAACGCAUAUUAACUCUUCAGUUACAAUAGCUAAGAUUUGGGAGCAACUGGAUGGAAUUUCUAAGUUGGAUUCCGUUUUUAUACAAGUCCUGCCUUUGUAAUUUGCUUGUACUAUUUCACUAUUGUAUGCACAACUGCAUGCGUUAAUCUCUCAAUUCAAUCUUUUUGAAAUAUCAUGGAUUUGCAUGUCAGAAAAUCUGCUACUUUGGGCCGGGUGUGGUGGCUCAUGCCUGUAAUCUCGGCACUUUUCGAGGCUGAGGCCAGCAGAUAACUUGAGAUCAGGAGGUUAGGAGUUUGAGACCAGCAUGGACAACAUGGUGAAACCCCAUCUCUACUAAAAAUACCAAAAUUAGCUGGGUGUGGUGGUUCAUGCUUAUAAUCCCAACUGCGUGGGGGGCUGAGGGAGGAGAACUGCUUGAACUUGGACCGGAGGUGGAGGUUGCAGUGGGUUGAUAUUGCUCCACUCCCACCUGGGCAACACAGAAAGACUCUCUCCAAAAAAAAAAAGAAAGAAAAUCUGCUACCUUGAAAGCCCAGGUACUGAGACAUUAUGCUUUAAAAUAUUAAUUCACAUAUAUUUUUGAUGACCUUAUUUAACUUAAAAUUAAAAAUAAAAUACUUGCUUCUUGUUUCUCAAAGGAAGAAUGAUAGUAAAAGUUAUUACUUUUGGGGCUUGCACUAUAUACUAUCUUCCACAUUAGUUUCUGUACACAUGUUUUGUAACUUAAUUUUUAUCACAGCCAAGUAAGGUAGGUGGUGUUAUCCCAAUUUGACAAAUGGGGAAUGUGGGGCGUAGCGACAUUAAGUGAUUUUUCUAACUUUACCUUCUUAGCAUAUGUCUAAUUUUAGUUUCAUAUAUACUUUGUGUGUGUCCCCUAUGUUGUGUUUUGGUGUCUGGAGCAAUGAAGACCUCUGUGCUCUUAGGCGGGUCUUUCUUCUUUUCUUUAUUGUUUUGGAAUUCUGGACUCAACCUAGCAAUAACUGCAAUGUGUUCUGAUGAUUGGUUGUUAGUCAGAAUGAAAAUAAACCUUUUUGAUAACAACUUGGAAGUUAGAAUUGGCGACAUACACCUGGGAGAUAACUGUCUUGUAACAAAACUGUUGUCAUUUAACUACGAGUUUUCUUAUCCUGUCACUUCUUGUGGGAUCAAGAAAAUGAUGUUCCAAGGAAAUGUUGCCAUAUUAUCAGAGAUCAGUUACAGACCAAUGUUGCAUACUACCUAUAAAUUUCCAGUUGUUUGCUUUGUGAAGAGGCUUAAAUUCCCAUCUGUGAUACAAUUUGAAAUAAAUGGGUUUGAUGCCAACAACUUGAAAAAUACUCCUCAAAAAACAAAAGGACAAGAGCCACUAGCUCCUGCACAAAGUAAAAUAUGGGAACCUAAUAUUAACAGUGUUAAUAAGGAGCAAAUAUCCAUGAGUCACUGCAUCAAUAAUGCCUGUGUUAUAAUACCCUUUCCUCCCUAAAGCAUGGGAGCAAAUGGUACAUACAUGUCUGAGAAGCAGUUUCAUCAACACUGUUGUAUCUUUCCAAAGAUGAGUUCCAAUAUCUGUUAUUAGUUUCACUACCUUUUGGAGUUUUGGAUAACAUAUCUAUACCAUGAUAUUUAUACUUUUUAAUGUGUUAAUUUUAAGUGAAAUGGCCAUUCUAACUCUGUGAAAUCAAGUUCAUGCCUAAUAAAGCUUGCCCAAACAAACAAUAUGUUUUUUUUUCUUUUUUUGACACAGUGUCUGACACUGUUGCCCAGACUGUAGUACAGUGGCAUGAUGAUAACUCACUGUAACCUCAAACUCCUGGGCUCAGGUUAUCCUUCUGCCUCAGCCACCUGGGUAACUAGGCACCACCAUACACAGCUAAUUUUUGUAUUUUUAGUAGAGAUGGGGUUUCACUAUGUUGUCCAGGCUGAUCUCAAACUUCUAACCUCCCAGGUUACAGGUGCAUGCCAUUGCACCCAGCUAACUUUGAACAUUUUUUGUAGAGAUAGAAUCUUACUGUGUUACCCAGGCUGGUUUUUGAACUCCUGGCCUCAAGGGAUUCUCCCAAAAUGCUGGGAUUACAGGCAUGAGCUUCUCUACCUGGCCUAUUUUGUGUUUUCUUAUUCCAUAACCUGAGGUCUUCCCAGAAUGAAGACGAUUUUAUAAAUCAAAUCAGGUUUAGUCAUAUUCCAAAAAUCAAGUUUAAUUAAAAAUAUAAGAAGCUAGAUCUUACUUUGGCAAGCAGUGAAUCAAUUAGAAAAGCGCGAUAAUAUGGUUGUCUUGAAACAUUAUUGUAUAAUGAAAAUGGAAUUUCAAAGUGACAGAACUUUUCUUCUUCUGUUGUACAUCCUCAGACUUGGUGGCUUUUGAAAGUUUAGAUACAUCUAGGUAUUGAUUCUUCCAGAUCUUAAGCUUAGAUUUGGGGGCUUCUCUGGCACCAUUAUCUUGGGGUAAUGGUUGUCUGCAUAUUGUUGAUCUCUCCUGAUCUGAAUCUGUUCUGAGCCCCAGUUUCAUAUACCCUAUCAUCUGACAUUUUCAUUUCGAUGUUCCACAGGCACCUUAACAUGGCUAAUACUGAAUUCAUCCUCCCAAUUCUCACCUCAGAAUGCACAGAACCCAAAAAACAGCAUCCUGCUCCCAGUCUUUUGGAAUGAUAAUAUCGUCUACCCAGUUGCUCAACUUAGGACGCUUGGAACCUUCUGUUGAUUUUCUUUCUUUAUCCUCCAGAUUUAUUCAGAUGAUUUUGAUAACAAUAGGAAACAUUUAUAGAGCUAUUCUAGGUACUGUGAUACAUACUUUGGAAACAUAAUUUCACCUAUAUCCCCUAACUUUAGUAGCUCUCCAUAACAGCUUUUCUUUAUCUCACUGUCAUUUCCCUAGCUCAGACCUUUGUGAUUUCUCAGCUGGGUAAGCUCAUAACCUCCUGAUUUUAUCUCCAGCACUCUAGUUCAUUUAUCACACCACAGCCAGUCAGAUCACUCUGCUGCAUGAAAUCCUUCGGUGCCUCUCUGCUGCCUAUGUUAGUGAUUUUCCAAGUUUAAAAAAAGACUUAAUGUGGACACUGAAACAACUUAAAAAGAUGCAAGUAGAGCUGCUGUGGUUGAAAUGAGUGGGUCUGGAUCAGUUUAGAUAUAAUUGGCUUAUAGGAAAAAGUCCAAAUUUUCUGCAUGUCAUGCAGUACCCUCUAUAAUGUGGCCUUGCUUAUACCUCCAGCCUCAUCUGUUGCUACUUCAGUCUUUAGGUGUAGAUACCAGAAGAGCUGAAAUUGGCAGUAGCUGAAUAUACUGUAGUCUUUACUUCAUCUUCCCACUUUCUGUCUGGAAUUUGCAUAAGGUAUCCCCUCAGCCUAGAUUGCUUGUCUCUACCCCUCGGCCUGGCUAACUUCUAUUUGUCUUUCCAUGUUUAGCUUACCACCUCCUCAGGGAAGUCCUGCUUCUACCCAUAGAGGAGAAAGUCUGAAGGAAAGGAACAUUAUGGAAUAUUUUCCUGCUCUGGGCCAGGAUUAAAUAUUUUCUCAUUUAAUAUUCAUUUUAGCAUUUAAGACUCUUCAUCAGGUUCAGUCUACUUCCUUAGCUCUGUCAUAUCUGUUUUACAUGUAAAGUCAUACCAUAUAUCUGUGUUCUGUGGACAUGCCUUUCAUUGCUCUUCUAAAAAUAAUUUUUAAAAAUUUGUCAUUUAAACAUGUAAAAUUUACCAUCAUAACCAUUUUUAAGCAUAGAGUUUAGUAGCAUUAAGUAUGUUCACAUUGUUGUACAACAGAUCUCCAUAGCUCUUUUGAUACUGCAGAACUGAAACGCAAAUUCCCUAUUCUGUACUGUUCUUCCAGCCACUAGCAACCACCACUCCACUUUCUGUUUAUGACUGACUACUAUGGAUGCCUCACCAUAUAAGUGUACUUAUACAGUACUGUAGUUGUCUUUUUUUGUGACUCGCCUAUUUCACUUAGCACAAUGUCCUCAAGGCUUAUCCAUUUUGUUGCAUACUGCAGGAUUUCCUUUCUUUCUAGGCCUAGAUAAUAUCCCACUGUAUGUGUAGGCCACAUUUUGUUUAUUCAUCUAUUGAUAGAUAUUUGAGCUGCUUCCACUUCUUGGCUGUUGUGACUAAUGCUACUAUGAACAUGGCUGUGCAAAUAUUUUUUUAAGAUCCUGAUUUCUAUUUUUUGGAUAAAUAAAAGUGGGAUUGCUGGACCAUAUAGUAAUUCCACUCUCAAUUUUUUAGGAAGUGCUGUACUUACUGUUUUGCACAGUGGCUAUACUGUUUUUUACAUUCCCAUCAACUUCCUGUACUUUGGCUUUAUUGGGAAGAUUUAUGUGGGCUUUUAAGCCAGAAUGCCUGUGUUCAGAUCUUGGUUUCUCCACUUACUGGGUGUGUAACCUUUGGCAAGUUAUUUAAUCUUUCUAUACUUUAGGUUUUUUAUAAAAAUGUCAUAACGCCUGUAAUCCCAGCACUUUGGGAGGCUACGGUGGGUGGAUCACAAGGUCAAGAGAUCAAGACCAUCCUGACCGACAUGGUGAAACCCUAUCUCUACUAAAAAUACAAAAAUAAGCUGGGCGUGGCAGCGUGCACCUGUAGUCCCAGCUACUUGGGAGGCUGAGGCAGGAGAAUUGCUUGAACCUGGGAGGCAGUGGUUGCAGUGAGUGGAGAUCGCACCACUGCACACCAGCCUGGCGCCUGGCAACAGAACAAGACUGUUUAAAAAAAAAAAAGACAUAAUAUUGGUACCAAUGUUAGCAAAAGAAAAAAGGGCAUAAUAAUAUUUAAUAUCUAAGAUUGUCAAUGAGAUUAAAUUAACUAAUCUAUGUAAUGGAUUUAUAAUGUGCUUCAUAGUAAGCCCUCAGUAAUAUUAGCAUCUAUUGCUAACACUACAGGUGAAUAGCCAUUAUCCGAAUGCUUGGGACCAGAAGUGUUUCAGAUUUCAGAGAUACAUAUAUCUGAAAUAUAGUAAUAUUUGCAAUACAUAUGUAUUUUGUAAUAUUUGCUACAUAUGUGCGUGUAUAUAUAUAGUAAUAUUUGCAGUAUAUUUACUAGCUGAGUGUCUCUAAUCUGAAAAUCUGAAAUGCUCCCAGGAGCAUUUACUUUGAGCAUCAUGUUGGCGCUCAAAAAGUUUCAGAUUUUGAAGCAUUUCAGAUUUCAGAUUUUUUGAUUUGAGAUGCUUAACAGGUUCUACUCCUGCUGCUACUACUAGUUGAUAAGAAUAGUGGGAAGCCAGAUUAAAUGAGUGACUAAUUAUGCCUGUAAGAUUUGUGGAAAGCUUCACAGAGGUGACAUUUCAGCUGAGUCUUGAAAGAUGAUGUGGGGUUUAAUGAGGAAUUGGAGCAUUUCAGAAAGAGGAAACACACUGAAAGAGCAUGAGAUGCUAGAUGAAUGGUGAGAAUUUUAGUAGGACCGGAAGGUAAGCUAACUGAAUUGAAUUCAUGAGAGUUGAAAUUAGAAGAAUUAAACCGGAAUCAUAUUGUGAGGAUCUCGUAUGCUGAGGUUGGAAGUACUGACGUUGUCUUUAAUAAUUAUCUUUAAUCUAAUUCUGUCUUUCCUCCAAACCCAUAUUUAAUGCUUCAGCAUAUCCUGUCAACUCUACUUCCAAAAACAACACAAAUCUGUUUUCUCCAAACCCAUAUUUAAUGCUUCAGCAUAUCCUAUCAACUCUACUUCCAAAAACAACGCAAAUCUGUUUUCUCUGUCUCCACUCUUCCCCUGAGUUCAUUCCACCAUCAUUGCCAUUGGACUACUCUGAUAACCUCCUGUAAGAUAUUUCUGUUUCCAUUACUGCCCCUGUUUUUGGCCUUUCCCCAGUUCUCUCCCUCUCCCCUUUCCUCCCUCCCCUCCCCUUUCUCCCCUCUCCUCCCCUCCAUUCCCCUCCCCUUUCUCCCCUCUCCUUACCUCCGUUUUCCUCCCCUUUCUCCCCUUUCCUCCCCUCGUUCCCCUCCCCUUUCUCCCCUUUCCUCCCCUGGUUCCCCUCCCCUUUCUCCCCUUUCCUCCCCUGGUUCCCCUCCCCUUUCUCCCUCCCCUCUCCUCCCCUCCAUUCCCCUCCCCUUUCUCCCCCUCUUCCCUCCGUUCCCCUCCUCUUUCUCCCCUCUCCUCCCCUCCGUUCUCCUCCCCUUUCUCCCCUCCCCUCUCCUCCCCUCUCCUCCCCUCUCCUCUUUUUGACAGAGUCUCACUCUGUCAGCCAGUAUAGAGUGCAGUGGUGCGAUCUUGGCUUACUGCAACCUCUGCCUCCAGGGUUCAAGUGAUUCUCCUGCCUCAGCCUCCCAAGUAGCUGGGACUAUAGGCACGUGCCACCAUGCCCAGCUAAUUUUAGUAUUUUUUAAUAGAGACGGGGUUUCACCAUUUUGGCUAGGCCGGUCUCGAACUCCUGGCCUUGUGACCCACCCUCCUUGGCCUCCCAAAGUACUGGGAUUACAGGCAUGAGCAUUGGGUCCAGCCACCUUUCCCUCAUUUCUAACUGCAUCACUUUAGAUUCUUUUUCUUGCUUGCUAUACUGUGCUAUUAUUGUAAUUAUGCAUUCAUU
This is a messenger RNA of Callithrix jacchus (white-tufted-ear marmoset), 7221 nucleotides long. Lineage: Eukaryota; Metazoa; Chordata; Mammalia; Primates; Cebidae. The record is from RefSeq and is a predicted model, not a curated record.